Messenger RNA from Pelecanus crispus (Dalmatian pelican), 927 nucleotides. RefSeq names its product CD2 molecule (gene CD2). Gene Ontology annotation, cellular component: membrane. NCBI's taxonomy places the organism in Eukaryota, Metazoa, Chordata, Aves, Pelecaniformes, Pelecanidae. The record is from RefSeq and is a predicted model, not a curated record.
AUGAACUUUAGGAGGAUUUUCCUAGUCAAGUGCUUGCUGCUUUUAUUUCCCAGUGUAAAAUGCUCCGUCACCAUUUACAUGGCGGUGAAUGAGUCGGCUCUUCUCAACAUCCCUGACGCUUCUGGGAACUUAUCUCAUGUAACAUGGUUGAGAGACAGACAAAGGUUGCUUCAGAUAAAAGAUAAGCAAGUUAAGUACUACGUGAACAAGGACCAGUGCAGGUGUAAGGUAUUCCUAAAUGGGACUCUGCAAAUACAGCGGGUGGUGAAAGAGGACAGUGGAAGGUACAGGGUGACUGUUUAUCAGCCGGAUGGAAAAUUGAAGGCAGAAGAAGAGACAAUGUUCAUCGUUCAGGAGCCUGUCCCUCAGCCAACCCUCAGUGCUGAAUGUGUGAAUAAAAAUCUAUCUGUCAAGUGUGAAGUGAAGCAGAAGACUAAAGAUGAAACAUUUACAAUGGAACUGAUUAAAGAUAAAAGCAAAAGAAUCCAAAAGAAUGGAACAAAGGUGGAGUUGCACACGCGGUAUUCUGGGACGUUCAGAUGUUCUGUUAAGAACAAAGUCAGCGAAAAAAAGGCUGAAAAAGUAAUUAAGUGCUCAGGCGAGCUGGACCUUUAUCUCAUCUUAAGCAUAGCAGGAGGCGCAAUCUUCUUUGUCAUCUUCAUGAUUUUGCUUAUUUAUUGCAUCAGGAAGAAGAAAGCAGAAAGGCUUGCACAUCGUGAGGAGGAGCGAAUGACGCAUGUUUGCCAGGUGGACAGUGAAAUGGUGGUGCGGGAGCUCCCUCAGUCACCGUGCAAGCCUACCCCGAAGCAGCUGCGCGUGCAGCAGCGGCCGCUGCCGCAGCCCAACGUGCAACAACAAGCAUUGCCCCCGCGGCCCAGGCCCCGCACUCAGCAGCAGACUCCAAAACACCAGAGAGAAAGACCUUGA